UUCAAAUUGAUUGUUGCUGUGUCGGCGAAUCGGUGAUCUCGCUAGAUCUGUGAAUUCUUGUUUGCGAAUCCCAUAACAAGAAAGUGUGCCACUGUUUUGUCGAUAUCAUUCUAUUAAAUCAAUACUAUUAGCGUAUAAGUAAUUAAUCACCAGUGAAAAGUUUUUAUUUAAUUUACAAUGAACAAGAUAUUAUUUUUUUUAGUUUUUGUUUGUAUUUCUAUUAGUUUAGCUAAGAAACCUAAAGAUGAAGAAAAGCCGGAUUGGGCUAAAAAGGAUAUAAGAGACUUCUCUGACGCUGAUAUGGAAAGAUUAUUUGAUCAAUGGGAAGAAGAUGAGGAACCUUUGCCAGAAGAUGAAUUACCGGAACACCUUCGAAAGCCACCUUCAAUAGAUUUUACUAAACUGGACAUGUCAGACCCAGCAAAUGUCUUACAGGCAACUAAAAAGGGACAAACUUUGAUGAUGUUUGUCACAGUAGCAAACAAGCCUUCCAGAGCAAGGACUGAGGAACUGACAAAGAUCUGGCAGACCAGUUUGUGGAGCAACCACAUUCAAGUAGAAAGAUAUCUAGUAGAUGAUGACAGAGCAAUUUUCAUGUUCAAAGAUGGUUCUCAGGCUUGGACUGCUAAGGAAUUCCUCUUGGAACAGGAAGAACUCAAAGAUGUACAGUUAGAAAGUCAAACAUAUACAGGAAAGAAACCUGAUGUUAAAAACAAGUCUCUUCGUGAUGAAUUAUAAUAAUGUUAUUAUAAGCUACAUCUAUAGCAUAAUAAUGAAGUUUCCAGACAGCAUUUAUCAACAAUAAUAGCAGCCAUUUUCAAUGAUAUUGUUAUCACUAUAGUUUUAUUUACAGCACUUGGAAACUGAUAAAGAUAUUUUUUUGUAACUGUAUUAAGAAUUAAUUUAUCCUCUCUAUUUUUUCUACAUUAUUUUAUUAUACAUAGGAGCUUAACUUUAUAAAUAUUUGUUUGUGUCGAUUUAAAUCUGUACAUAAAGGAAAUCAGUUUAUUCUGAAAAGGUUGAAUCUAUUUUUCACAAUUAAUUUUUUUAUAAAUAAAUUAUGUGAAUGUGUA
Spodoptera frugiperda (fall armyworm) is the source of this 1073-nucleotide messenger RNA. RefSeq names its product LDLR chaperone boca (gene boca). The record is from RefSeq and is a predicted model, not a curated record. NCBI's taxonomy places the organism in Eukaryota, Metazoa, Arthropoda, Insecta, Lepidoptera, Noctuidae. Bases 178 to 738 code for a protein of 186 amino acids. The transcript has 3 exons. Gene Ontology annotation, biological process: protein folding.